Messenger RNA from Xylaria bambusicola, 1406 nucleotides. Its product is annotated as kinetochore Sim4 complex subunit FTA2-domain-containing protein. Lineage: Eukaryota; Fungi; Ascomycota; Sordariomycetes; Xylariales; Xylariaceae. The transcript is spliced from 3 exons. The coding region runs from base 189 to 1406 and encodes 405 amino acids. The record is from RefSeq and is a predicted model, not a curated record.
UACAGCCCAUACAAACAAAGCACUUCGCUUGCUCUAGGCUCUAUUCGAGUCCAAACAACAUAAAUGGCCAUAUUUUGCAAGAGGGAGUAUCCUAAAAUCAUGGAGCCAUUGAAAAUUCUAGUCUUGAAAUUUUCACUGCUCUUGAUCUCGGAAUUCUGUCCGCGCGCAAUCGGCCAUUCGUAUCUGCGAUGAUGUAUCCCGACUGGCCUGAGUGUACGGCAGAUUUGGUGCCCUUGCCUCAAUGCCCUGGCCCCAAGUUGCGGCCGUUCGACUUUCAAGGCCACCAGAAGAUUGAAUUCCUUGAAAUCCUUGGAGAGGGCCUCCAUGCCAUCGUCUUCAAGGUUAGAAUUCUGGAUCAGAUCUAUGCGCUCAGGGUGUUUCGAUGGAUAUAUGAUUACAACUGGCUUGGCUUCGGGGAGUUCAUCAAUCGCGAGAAGCUCGGAGGACUCCGCGCCGUAUAUAAUUAUAUGGAGCCGUUUAACGCUGACUGCCGCGCUUUUGGGCGCCUCCAGGAGGCUGGGUGCGAGGAACUGGCGAUUCGAUGUUUCGGCUAUGUGCUGCUGGGCGAGGAUAAUGAGCGCGCUAUGAUGUCUCAGUUCGACUUUAACAAUUGGUCCUUCAAUGUGGAUAUAGACGAAACUGGAUAUCGCGAGGAAGAGGAGCAGCGCCUACUCUAUCCCGGCAAGGAUGCCCUUGGAGAAACUAUUGAUGAGGACAGGGGCGAUGUUUUUCCGCAGGGGCUGGCGCGCCAGUUACUUCGAAGCGUCGUAAAGCUACAAAAGCUCGGUAUCAUAGAGAUCGACGUUGCGAUCCGGCAGAUGAUUGAUGGUAAAUUGGGCGACUUCAGCUCAGCUAUCACAUUGCCUCAUUUCAUCACGAAUCCAGAGCUAAACCCACACCUUAGCCCCGUGAUGGUUCGAGCUAUAACACGGCAAACCUUUGUGCAUUGCAUGAACGACUAUCUUGCAUUCGACUCCAUGAUCCAUUCGUGGAAUGACGAACAUGACAGACGUCGCCUAUCCAUUCAAGCCUUUCCCGGGGGUCGGGGCUGCUCCCACAAGGCACGGUACAAUUUGAGGGGUAGCAGGGCAAUCGAGAGAACUCUUUAUACUUUUGUUGACCCAAGGAGGUAUUCUUGGACAUCAAAUGGUGUUAUUAGGAGAGCCAAGGCACUACCGGUUUCGCGGGGGCAUGCAACCCGAUCGGUUUGCAGGAGGAACUCGCGACAUCUUUUACGAAAGCUGACAGCCCGUCCAGAUGUAUGGCACUAUCAAAGUGAGAAAGAGGAAGAGGAAUGGGCAAAAAGUGUUGGAUCAUGCACUCUUCCAUUUCCCCACGUCUUAGACUGGGAUUUCAAGGGCGGUUACCUGUUUCCAGUCAAGAACAGCGGCAAGAAUAUCAAAUGA